Molecule: messenger RNA, 3666 nt
Organism: Owenia fusiformis
Lineage: Eukaryota; Metazoa; Annelida; Polychaeta; Sabellida; Oweniidae
Source: the annotation of a GenBank genome assembly
UGAGUUUAAUUUUCCAAUAAUCGAGAACCUGCUUAAUUUGUUAUUGUUUAAGUGUACUUUGAUGUUUUUAUUAGCUCAUUAGUGUAUAAUUUGGAAUAUUCAUAUAAACAUUUUAUCGUGACGUCAUUCUUCCACGUACAAUCCAAGAUGGCGAAUGAGAUGUUUCUGUUGACAGUGCUUAGCUGUAUCCUAUUUCAACAAGUCACGUUUGGAUUCUAUGUACCAGGAGUCGCCCCUGUGGAAUUUAAGCAAGAUGAUCCUGUAGAAGUCAAGGCUGUGAAACUGACAAGCAUAAAGACACAAUUACCUUAUGAAUACUAUGACUUGCCAUUUUGUAAACCAAAGGGUGGAGUGGUCUACAAGGCUGAAAAUCUAGGAGAGGUGCUACGUGGAGAUAGAAUAGUUAACACUCCAUAUGAGGUUAAAAUGGCUACCAACACAGGAUGUACUGUUCUCUGCAAUCAGCCUAAUACUCCUGUUGAGUUGGAUGAGAAACAGUCCAAGGUUUUGAGUGAACGCAUCAGUCAGGGAUACUAUGUCCAUCUGAUUGUUGAUAAUCUGCCAUGUGCCACUAAGUUUGAGAUGUUGGAUACAAAGGAGACACAGUAUGAGCAUGGCUAUAAGAUUGGCUUCCAGAGGGAGGGCAAGACUUACCUGAAUAAUCACUUAAAGAUCAUCUUGAUGUACCAUACAGAGGAUGAAGGGUAUUUCAAUGUUCCCUCUUCUAGCAAAACAUACAGAGUAGUGGGAUUUGAGGUUGAGCCCCGCAGUAUCAGUACAGCGUCUCUGGGGGCCAAGGAAGAUGGCAAAUGUAACAUUGACCCCGCCAAAAAUGAGCCACAGGAAAUUGUGGCAACAGGCAAGAACUCUUUGCUGUUUACAUAUGAGGUGCAAUGGAGGGCCAGUGAUAUAGUAUGGGCUUCAAGAUGGGACACAUACCUUGCCAUGAGUGAUGUGCAGAUACAUUGGUUCAGCAUUGUCAACUCUGUUGUAGUUGUCUUCUUCCUGGCUGGUAUUCUGACAAUGAUCAUUGUACGUACAUUGAGAAGAGACAUUGCCAAGUACAACAGAGAUGAUGACCUUGAUGAAACCAUUGAAGAAUCUGGCUGGAAGCUGGUACAUGGAGAUGUCUUCAGGCCCCCAAAGAACAACAGAAUUUUUGCAGCCCUCACUGGCGCAGGUCUUCAGGUGUUCUGUAUGUGCUUUAUAACUGUAGUGCUUGCCAUGCUUGGUAUGCUGUCCCCUGCAUCCAGAGGAGCUCUAAUCACAGCUGGAUGCUUUCUCUACAUGUUCAUGGGGCUUGUUGCUGGUUAUUAUUCUGCUAGACUUUAUAAAACAAUGAAAGGACACCAGUGGAAGAGUGCUGCUGUCACUACCACUGUGUUGUUCCCGUCUGUUGUAUUUGGUAUUGCACUUUUCCUCAACUUCUUCAUAUGGGGCAAAAGGUCAUCUGGAGCUGUUCCAUUUACAACGAUGAUAGCUCUAUUAGCUAUGUGGUUUGGUAUCUCUCUGCCACUUAUGUUCUUAGGUUACUACUUUGGCUACAGGAAACAGCCUUAUGAACAUCCAGUGCGUACUAACCAAAUUCCAAGGCAGGUACCUGAGCAGCCCUGGUAUAUGAACCCUAUCUUAGCAACUCUGAUGGCUGGUAUCCUUCCAUUCGGAGCUAUGUUUAUAGAGUUGUUCUUCAUCUUCACUGCAAUGUGGGAAAACCAGUUCUACUACAUGUUCGGCUUCCUAUUCCUUGUCUUUAUCAUUCUCAUCAUCUCAUGUUCUCAAAUCUCGAUCGUCAUGGUAUAUUUCCAGCUGUGUGGUGAGGACUAUCACUGGUGGUGGAGGUCAUUCAUUGUAUCUGGUGGAUCUGCAGUAUAUGUCUUUGCUUACUCUAUUUUUUACUUCAUCACAAAGUUGGAGAUUACAGAAUUUAUUCCCACCCUUCUCUACUUUGGUUAUACAAUAAUUAUGGUGUUAACAUUCUGGAUCCUGACAGGAACCAUAGGAUUCUAUGCCUCAUAUUUCUUCAUAAGGAAAAUAUAUGGAGCUAUUAAAAUAGAUUAAUACCAGUGGGGAAGCGAUCAAGCAUUUAGUAUAUUUGACUGUACAUACUAUAUAGUAGUUGGAGGGAACAUUGUAUAUAAGACUUGGGUUUAUAGAAACUGGAGAGAUGUGAUAUUUUCAGGCUGGACAAUGAAAAUUGAGAACAUUUUAAAAAAGGAAACAGUAAAGUACCAAAAGAAGAAUGGUAUAGAAGUAUCAAAGAAACUAUGUUAGUACAUGAAAUUAAUUUGAAAAGUGACAUUGGAUAUUGCACAUGAUCAUUUCACUUUUUGCUGAUAACCAUUUGCAAUGAGCUGCUAGUAUUUGUUAAAAUGUAAUUUACAAAAUGUCAGGAUACUCAGUUUUAGUUUGAGCUUGAUGAAAUAUAUGAACCUUAACAUUCCUUUGUUAAAGUGGCAUUCUGUUUAAGUCUAUUGCUGCCUUGAUGUUGCUUAACCAAUCUUUUUUCCACAUUGUUAAAAACUGUCAGUAGUUUCUGUAUUGUGAAAAUUUUAAAACAAUUGGUCAUUUCAAGUGCUGCCAUCUUUAAAUAUCUUGGCCACUGAAGGAUGUCAUCACUUCAAACUUCAAUCAGCUUACAAUUUGAAUGCCCCUUUAACAUGUAGUAAUAAUAUAAAUAUUUUAUAGCUGACACUCUGUGAUGGCACAAUAGUUAUGGUGAUCAAGUGAGCAUUAUAUUCUCCACUGAUGCUUAUAGGUAUUUCUUGAAACAUUUCUGAAGUUAUAAAUUGUUGUCAAGUGAUGCUAUUUUAAUUUCCAUGAUUGCAACAAUGGAUAUCACAAUUUUGGAAUGAUUCAAGAAGUCCCCCUUUUGUACAUGUGUAUAUUAAUAUGACAAGUUGAAUUAUGAUGACAAGUUGAAUUGUGGUACAAUGUAACAUGAAUGAUAUAUCUUUUGUAUGUUUAUCUUAAUACAAGCACCUAUUUACUCUUACCAGAUAGAGGUCAAUGAAGGUGUAUAUUCUAGACAAGUCUCCAAAUUAAAACAAAAUGCAAUAUUUAUACAAGUUCAGGAGAAAAGUAUUGAUUAAGAUCAGUUAUCAGCCAACAUUAUCAACUGUAAAUGUUUUAUGAAUUAGAUUUGACAUUGAAACGUUAAAAUAGAAGAGUUAUCAAAUACAAAAUGCUUUGUUAACUACACUUGAUUUUGUAUUUUUUUUGGACAUUCAGCUAGGAAGAAACAUUGAGAUUUCUUGAGUAAGGAACAUUCUAACAACAACAUCACAUAAUUAUAAUAUUUUAUAGAACAAAUAAUAUAGAACUCAUCAUUUUAAUUAACCUAACUUGCAAGUUGCAAUAAAAACGUUGAAUCUGCCUUAUACCUUAAUUUUGACUGUAUUUGGCAUUGGUUUUCAAUUGUAUAUGGUAUCUUGUAUGGCUGUUCUAUGAAUUUAUAAUGAAAGGAAUCUAACUAACACAAGAAUGAGUUAACAUGUUGCCACUGUGAAAUAUGAACCUAACUAACACUAGACCAAAUUUUCUUUUGUUUAUGGACAUUUGGCAUGUCCAACUUGUUUCAUUUUGUGAUAAAUGAUAUUUAUUUGUGUAAAUAUGGGUCAUGCACAUUGUAUCGUUCUCAUUUGGGAAUAAAUAAAUUAUGCUCAAAAA